AUGGGGAUCAUCAACUGGGUGCAGAAUCGCCUCAACACCAAGCAGGAGAAGAAACGAUCCGCCGCCGCCGCCGCCGCGGGCGCGAGCUCGGUUCGCAAUGCCCCGGUCCGGGAGAAGAGCUGCCGCGGCCAGGCCGACGACGAGCUCCCCGGAGACUGGAGCAUGCUCUCCAUCGGGACUCUCGGCAACGAGCCCACGCCGGCUCCGGCGCCGGCGCCAGAUCAGGCGGUGCCGGACUUCACCAUCGAGGAGGUGAAGAAGCUGCAGGAUGCGCUGAACAAGCUACUCCGGCGCGCCAAGUCCAAGUCCAGCUCCCGCGGCUCCACCGCCGGCGCCGGCGACGAGGAGCAGAACCUGCCGCUCGACAGGUUCCUCAACUGCCCCUCCAGCCUCGAGGUCGACCGGCGGCUCUCGCUCAGGCUGCAGGGCGCCGACGGCGGGCAGAACGGGGAGUUCUCGCCGGACACGCAGAUCAUACUCAGCAAGGCCAGGGAGCUCCUCGUCAGCACCAACGGCAACGGCGGGGGCGUCAAGCAGAAGUCCUUCAAGUUCCUCCUCAAGAACAUGUUCGCCUGCCGGGGCGGCUUCCCGCCGCAGCCCAGCCUCAAGGAUCCAGUGGAAACAAAACUGGAGAAGUUGUUUAAGACGAUGCUUCAAAAGAAGAUGAGCGUCCCUCGCCCGAGCAACGCGGCAUCGUCAUCGAGGAAGUAUUACCUAGAGGACAAACCAAUGGGAAGGAUCCAAAUGGAUGGUCGCCACGACGAGGAGGAGGAAGAGGAUUACAAUGAUGAAGAUAUCUUCAAGUGGGACAAAACAGAUUCAGAUUUCAUUGUUCUAGAGGUGUAA
This is a messenger RNA of Triticum aestivum (bread wheat), 846 nucleotides long. RefSeq names its product protein NEGATIVE GRAVITROPIC RESPONSE OF ROOTS-like. The transcript is spliced from 5 exons. Gene Ontology annotation, biological process: regulation of growth; gravitropism. Lineage: Eukaryota; Viridiplantae; Streptophyta; Magnoliopsida; Poales; Poaceae. Bases 1 to 846 code for a protein of 281 amino acids. The record is from RefSeq and is a predicted model, not a curated record.